CAGUUCUGUAAUAAACGCCGUAUGAACGACGCCGUGUUCCGUUACUUCAUCCCCUAAACAACCCCCGUAUACCAUAUUGGCGACGAUUUCGAGUCUACGCGAAGUUUAACAGUGUCAUUUACAAGUAAAUAUGGCCAUCGGUAAAUUAGAAGUGUUUAAUGUUGAGUCGGACAGCUGGUCGACUUACGUGGAGCGGUUGGAGCAAUAUUUCGUUGUCAACGAAACAAAGGAAGAACACAAAGUGCCUACGUUGAUAACGGUUAUGGGAAAUCAAGCCUACGAGCUAUUAGUAACCCUGUGUACACCCGAUAAACCGGCAAGUAAAAAAUUCGCGGAGUUAGUGAAAGUGAUGAGCGGCCAUUUGCAACCGAAACCGAGUUUGUUAGCAGAGCGAUACCGGUUUCGUAACAGGAAACAAAAGACUGGCGAAUCGGUUGCGGAUUUUGUUGCAGAACUCAAAAAGUUAGCAAAGCAUUGCGUCUUUGGGACCCAGCUGACAGAAAGUUUAAGAGAUCAGCUAGUGUGUGGGCUUUGUGAUGAAACAAUACGGCAGCGGUUGUUUACCGAAGAUAAUAUUUCGUUUGACCGGGCAUUACAAGUGGCGGUAGCGAUGGAGGCAGCGCAGACAAACGCAGCGGCAGUAGUGGAGGGUCGGGCAAAAGGCUUGGAAGGCAGCCCGAGUACGUCGAGUGGUUGUCAUGCGGUAUCAGAGCAAUCAUGGCGCGGCAGGAGAGCGAUGACGUCAUACCGAGCGACCAACAACAAGGAGACGCGGCCUGGUAACAGCGCGCCGCAACCUUCGGGGUCCAGGCGCCAGGACCAGGCACCUCGAGGUUGGCGCCGUAACGAACAAACAGCACCACGCACUUCAUCGGGGCCGGAAUGUAGUGUUUGUGGUCGGCCGCAUGACUCAUCGAGUUGUAAAUUUGCAAAUUAUGUUUGUCGCGUGUGCAAUCAGCCGGGGCAUUUGAAGAAGAUGUGUCCUAGAUACCGUGAAGUAUUUGCGGAGGGGCUCGGGCGGUACACGGGUGGCGAGGUGAGUCUGCGGGUGCGCGAGGGCGCGAGGCCCGUGUUCCUGCGCGCGCGACCGCUGGCGUACGCGCUGCGCGAGCCGGUGGAGCGCGCGCUGGAGCAGCUGGAGCGCGACGGCGUCAUCACGCCGGUAGACUCGUCGGACUGGGCCACACCGAUCGUACCCGUCGUCAAGACGGACGGAACCAUUAGGGAACUACAUGUAGGACACUUAGGGAUAGUAAAAAUGAAGGCCGUGGCCCGAAGCUACGUGUGGUGGCCCGGUAUUGAUGCCGACAUUGAGGCGUGCUGCGCGGGUUGUCACACGUGCGCAGCGGAGGCACCGGCGCCGCCGCGCGCGCCGGUUAUGCCGUGGGAGUACCCCGGGGAGGUAGUUUCGGACAACGGGCCUCCAUUUACUAGCAGGGAGGUGGAUACCUUCAUGCGAUAUUAUGGUAUUACUCAUACUUUUACACCCGCAUACCACCCGGCAUCAAAUGGGGCCGCCGAAACAGCUGUUAAGUUGUGCAAAAGGGCGCUAAAAAAGGCAGUUAGAGAUCAAGUAGAUGUGGAAGAGGCUCUUCAGGAAUAUUUGAUGGCAUAUAGGAAUACUCCCCACAGCACAACGGGACAAACACCGGCCAUGCUUCUCCAAAAGCGGGCAUUGCGUUGCCGUCUGGACAUGUUACGGCCUGGUCGCGGGCUCGAGCAGCGUGUGGAGGCGGCACAAGAAAGGCAGGUGCAGCAGGCGGGGGGUACCGAUAGGGCGUUCCGGAUAGGAGAUCUUGUGUGGUUUAGGGAUUACAGCUCGGGGGAGAAAUGGCUUAAAGGGAAGGUGGAUAGCUUGAUAGGUUCUAGGACUGUGUUAGUGGUAAAGGAAAACGAUUUAUCAACUAGGUUUAAGAGGCAUGUAGAUCAAGUUAGAGCGCGAUCACCAGUUUCCGCGUUGGCGUGGCCUGGUCCGAUGGACCAUCCUGGAAUCACCCAACCACCGAUACCACCCGUGCCGCCGUCAGUGCAGAGGCCUCGUCGGAAUUUACCACCGGUCGAUCAUUACGUUGCAGUAUACCCAAACACAUCCCUGACCCCUCCAAUACCCACCAUCUUCCGUAUCUUCGGGUUGUCCUUGGGCACGUCGAUGGUGGAGUUCUGGUUGCGGUCCGGCAUCCACGUGACCUCGUAG
Molecule: messenger RNA, 2194 nt
Organism: Cydia amplana
Lineage: Eukaryota; Metazoa; Arthropoda; Insecta; Lepidoptera; Tortricidae
Exons: 5
Coding region: 131-2194 (687 amino acids)
Biological process (GO): DNA integration
Molecular function (GO): nucleic acid binding; zinc ion binding
Source: RefSeq, a predicted model, not a curated record